This is a messenger RNA of Magallana angulata, 5231 nucleotides long. RefSeq names its product serine/threonine-protein kinase B-raf-like. The coding region runs from base 197 to 2263 and encodes 688 amino acids. Gene Ontology annotation, molecular function: ATP binding; protein kinase activity. The transcript is spliced from 17 exons. The record is from RefSeq and is a predicted model, not a curated record. Gene Ontology annotation, biological process: protein phosphorylation; signal transduction. Lineage: Eukaryota; Metazoa; Mollusca; Bivalvia; Ostreida; Ostreidae.
UAGAUGAUUACGCCAUUUAAAUUCGUAAAAAUACACAUGACUUGAUCAAUCUACGCAUCUGCUUUUCUGGAGUUUGUGUUUCAUGUAUUAUGCAAUGUCAACGAAAUGCAGUUGUUUUGCACAUUUUUACUCCAUCGUUUUGCUACUGUCAUCAUGACAAUACUGUUAAUCAAGGUCUCUUGCGAAUUUCUUUGUUAUGAAAAUACCACGGAUCUGUGCAAUAAGAAAUAUAAGAAAAGUUAUUCAGCUUACAAAGGAUUCUUUAGAUGAACUUAACAAAAAAUUUGGAAAUGACCAACAACCAAAUCCUAUGUAUGUUGAGGAAUAUGAAACUCUCACAAAUAAAAUCCAUGAACUACAAGUCAAAGAGGAGGACUUGCUGGCAAAGAUGCCAAACGAAGAGGACCGAUCCCCCACCUGUAGCCUGCCAGCAUCGACGUCGGGGGGCGGGGCUCAGCCCAACAUCUCAAACUCAAUACCAAGUCCUAAACCGGUCCACGGCAUCAUUAAGGCCUACCUACCAAAUGAACAGUUCUCUCUGGUAAAGAUAGAGCCAGGAAAGAUUCUGAAGGAAGGUCUAAAGAAAUCAAUGUCCCGGAGAUUUCUCUCCCCUGAAAAUUGUAAUGUCUAUGACUCAACGACAAAGAUGCCCAUUUCCUGGGACAUUGACAUGGCAAACUUAGCCGGUAAGGACAUCAAUGUCUGUGAGAAACCCAAGCGUAAGCUGGAGGGACAGUUAGCCAUUACCACACACAACAUAGUUAGAAAGACAUUUUUACUUUUAACAUUCUGCGAUGGAUGUGGAAAGUCGCUGUUCCAGAGUUUGCGCUGCCAGACGUGUGGAAUUCGCUUCCACCAGAGAUGUAGUGACAAAAUUCAACCCUUUUGUUACCCCGUCCCCGAUUCCUUACCCUAUCCAGGAAUGUUCAAACCCAAGUUGGCGGAUGCUGGGUUUUCCCUGAACAAGGAAGAUCGCUUUAGUCGCAGCCGUUCACAAUCGGCGCCUAACGUUAAUAUUAAUAUAACGGACACGCAUCCAGACCACUUAGAGGAAAAGUUUCCAUUUGCUACCCAGAAUAUCGAAGAUAGCGGAAAUCCCCGGAAUUACAAAGAAAAACGCCAUGCCAGCGAUGGCACUUGUAGCAAACCUACACCAAAGCAUCGCUAUGGAUCACAAAGAAAUAAUACGCUACCGGUGUUAACAACUUCAAAUCAGUCCAAACCAGUACCUCAGCCACAGCCGGCACAUACAGGUCAUGAGGUCAAGCAUCGGACAGUAGAAAACCAUCCGCGAGAGGACUGGGAAAUCAAUGGUGAUCAAAUUCAGGUCAACAAGAGAAUCGGGUCAGGGUCAUUUGGGACGGUGUAUCGAGGGUAUUACCAUGGUCACGUGGCAAUCAAACGCCUUAACGUCACAGCUCCAACUCCUCAACAGCUGAGGGCAUUCAAGAAUGAAGUGGCAGUCCUAAGGAAAACAAGACAUACCAACAUUCUACUGUUUAUGGGGUGGACGUCAAAACCCCAGCUAGCCAUAGUCACGCAGUGGUGCGAAGGCUCCAGUUUAUACAAGCACAUUCACGAAGACGACAUCAAGUUUGAAAUGUUAACAAUAAUGGAGAUUUCUCGGCAGACGGCACAAGGAAUGGAUUAUCUCCAUGCAAAAUGUAUUAUUCACAGAGAUUUAAAGUCAAAUAAUAUAUUUUUAACGGAAAACUUAACGGUAAAAAUCGGUGACUUUGGAUUGGCUACGAUGAAGACCAGGUGGAGUGGAUCACAUCAAUUCCAGCAGCCCAGUGGCUCCAUAUUGUGGAUGGCUCCAGAAGUGAUACGAAUGAAAGAGGCCAAUCCCUACACCAACCAGUCAGAUGUGUAUGCUUUUGGGAUAGUUUUGUAUGAGUUAAUGACCCAGUCACUUCCCUAUAGCAACAUCAGUAACAAGGACCAGAUUCUGUACAUGGUGGGUAAAGGGACACUCCGGCCUGACCUCAGUAAAUCUAGGUCAGACACGCCCAAAAGAUUCAAAAUCCUAAUGCAGGACUGCUGUAAAUAUGACAGAGAACAGCGGCCAUUGUUUCCACAGAUUCUGUCAGUCUUGGAGAGCCUAGAGCGAUCUCUUCCCAAGGUUCAUCGGAGCUCAUCAGAGCCAACGUUGAAUCUGUCGCAAUCAGAAGACUUCAUGUAUUUGUGUGCUUCUCCCAAGACGCCCAUUAACAGCGGCAUUCACUUUCUGUUUACGUCAACGUCGGGUGGCGGCCUAAACUAAGACUUCCUGUGUGUGGAUGUUUUCUUCGUGAGUUCAAAGGUGAUGAUGAAAAAAAAAUCUGUUACACUUACAGCUUGCAAAGAGGAGGCCCCGAUGGUGUGUGAUAGCUUGCUUUUAAAAAAAAAAAAUUCCCCAUACAGCAUUCUUUAUCCGAGUUGACGAGCUCAAAGCUUAAAGCUCUGAAAAGCAAGUUAGAUUGUGUGCCAGCUUAUCCCUGUGUUAUGUCAUUAAUAUGACCACAGCUGGCCAAAAUGACCCUCACUCCAUGUGUACAAUUGCAUAUUCCUUUGUUUUUUCUGCUUAUGAGAUGAUCUCCAUCGCCUCUUUAUCAUCUAGAAAUUACUGGGUGAAUACCUUGGGGAAUUUGGCAGAUUAUGAGUGCAUAUUAUAUUUUCAUACAUGAGAAGGUGUUUCAUUCACGAAAAGACCCUAACUUUCAGUGAAUCAUCAUACAAAUUGCCAUCGUGUACAAUCCAUGGUAUUUCAUCUCGUUUGAGGAUAAAUUCGAACUGAUCGAUUCAUCUGACAUGCAUGUAGAUGUGUCAUGUACAUAGUGCUUUUGGAUAGUUCUACAUGUACAAGCCAAGAUUGACGUAUUCCGCAAGACUGUUUUAUUUCCCAAGGUAAUAUGCAUGCCGUUUGAGUAACAAAACUAUUUAUGUUUUAGUCCGCAAUGUAGUAUGAUCUCUUCACAUCGGAGGCCAUAAAUAUUUUCCUGUGAAUAGUGGAAGAAAAACAGAUCACGAAGGAAAAGAAAAAAAAAUUAUAAAAAAGAAAGGAGAUACAUCACCCAAUUGUGAUACUUUUUGAGUGAACGUGACACUUUUAUAAGAUUUUGUAAAUAUGUGAAUGUUGUGAAAUCCUGAUUGGUUUUCGCUACCUAUGUGUUGAUUUCAUUGGAUAUCAUUGUUCCUUCAACUUGCAGCACUUUACUGUAUGAUAAAAGGUAUUCCACUUGUUAAAUGUGCCGUUGUUGUUACAUAAAGGGGGCGAGUGUUGAUUUGUCUCCGUCGUUACUGGGGAGAAGAAAAAAGAAACGUACAUGAAACAGCCAAUCGUGUGUGUCGUUCAGAUUUCGUGGACAGGGAGAGGGAUAUGUUCUGUAUUUUUAUGGAAUGCUGUGGAUUCUUUUGCUGUGAUGGCUCUGUGAUGCGAAAUAUAAUGACGGAAAUUGAUUUAUAGAAAAUGGUGGUGUCGCUACUAGGUCAUUUUCGUGUACUAUAUUCCAUACUGGAUGGGAACGUUCCAGUAUCUUUGGGCCUCUCUCUCUCUUUGAUGAGAGAUGCUGAUUUUUGUGCAAUGAACAUGUACAGACUUCUUUUGUGUGUGUUUGAAUUUUUUUCUCUCACCUUUAUGGAAUAUAUUUAGUUCCGAUUAACUGUGAUUCACUUCGACUUGGAUGUGGACAAGGACAUUGUGCAAUGACUUCACUGACUUUCCUUUAUAUGGAUGAAGCCAACAAUCAUAUUAGGACAUCGUUCUGUCAAUAAUGUUAGGCAUUUUAUCGUACUUGUUGAAAUUGUUGUAAAAAUUGUCCUUUCAAAGUGCUUAGAAUUGAAACUGUUUUGAUAGUUAUCGAAUAUUUAAAAAAAAAUAUCAACAUUUUCUGUACAGAAUGAUUUGUAUUAAAGAUAAUGGGGGUUGGAUGGUGACAAAUAUGUCUGACCUCAGUUGCAGUUCUUCAAUCAUUUUAGUGUUAUACAGUGUAAAAUUGUAAGUUAAUUAUUGCAAGAGUUUCUGUGAUUGUCAAGCUCUUGUUUUAAAGUGGAGAAUAGCAUUGCAUCAGAAUUUCAUUUGCAUUUGAUGAAAGGGUACACUUGAUUUGUCUAUAUACGUUUACCUUAUUGAAAUGCUAAUAUUUCAUAGAACUUAAUUACAUGUAUUUAUGAGAAAAAAAAUAUGACGUUUUAUUAUGAACGAGAGCUCUGAAAGAAUGAUCAGAAUUAUUUAUAGGAUAGAAUUGAAGCCGUGAGUGAAAUUCCUUAUAGAUAUAUUAUAUAUAUAUAUUCAAUUAUAUAACAAGAAGAGAGAAAUGAUGGUGACUUUAUUUCAUUCUUUCUUCAUAAUUAAUUGUUUAUUUUUUUGUGUGUGGGGGGAAUACAUUGUGUAAUAAUUUAUUCGUUACUGUGUGUGGAUGAUUUCUGUGUGAGAUGAGGGAGAAACGAAUUCGAAGGAUUCCAGUAUACACAUUUGUCUUAAUAUUCUCUCCGAGUCGAUCCUCAUCCACACUGUACAUAUCAAAGUUUUACCAAUAAUACCGUGUUGUUGGUGUUGUCUUUCUUUAUCGAUGUUACAAACAAUUCUCUUAAAUAUGAUUUUUUCUUUUUAAAAACUUUUUUAUUUUCAGUCCACAUUUGCAAAUUUUUUGGGAAGACAUAAUAUUUUGCAUUUAUUUGGAGGGGGUGGGGAUUCGUUAUUUUUAGUUUGGGUUUUUGGUAGCAAAUUAUGCUGUAGUAAAAAAGAUUCAGAAAUUCUUAUAAACAUACAUGAAAGCAUUAAAUUAUAUGUCGUUUAUUAAUUAAAUUAGUGUAGGAAAGUAAAGCAAAAAUAUGCAGCCAAUACAAAAUUUAACAUUUCUCAGUGUAUUUUUUAUAAAAAAAAUAUCUUAAUAUUCUGAUCAUUUCAAAACUGAGAAUUGACAGAAUAAUUUGCUUUUGAAAAUUCUUUGUGCAUUUAGAUUUUUACAGGAUUUUUCUUUAAUUCAUUUUCAAAUAUUUUUGAGUAGAUAAUCUCAUGUCUUGUCACUUGAAAAUUAAAAAAAAAAUUGACAAGAUUGUUACCAACUGCCUAUUUAUAUUACUGAUACACAUUUCUGCUUGUUUUGCUCAUCAUCGUGACAGUUGAGAGAGAGAGAGAGAGAGAGAGAGAGAGAGAGAGAGAGACGUUAUGACUGUUUUAUUUGAGUGAAGAAUGUACUUGCUCUCGUGAUGGUUCUUUGUAAAUGCAAAAUAUAAAGAAAUUUCCUCUA